GCUAGAGGCAGGAGCCCAAAGGUUCUAGCAUGCGAGAACAAUUAUAAUAAAUGGCUUGUUUCAAACGGAAAUUAUAUCAGCGUUUGCUGGUUUUUGCAGUAAUUCUUCCAAUCUCAGGUGUUCUGUGUUUUAGCGAGCUGUUUUUCAUCAAAGAGCCACGUGAUGUGACGGUGAUGCGCAAGGAUGCCGUUAUUUUGGACUGUCAGGCCCACGGGGAGGCCCCCAUCGCCGUCAAGUGGCUGAAGAAUGGAGUACAUAUUGCAGAGAACGAUCGCAUUUACCGGCUGUCCAACGGCUCACUUUACAUUGCCGAGGUUGAGAGUAGGCGAGGAGACAAAUCAGAUGAGGGCUUUUACCAGUGCCUCGCUCAGAACAAGUAUGGAGCCAUCCUGAGCCAGAAAGCCCGUCUUACAAUCGCAAAUAUUUACCCUUUUACAAUCCAGCCAACAUCAAUUGUGGUCACAGAGGGGUCUGUUGCUCGCUUCUCUUGCAAAAUCACGGCGAGUCCUCCCCCUAUCCUCACCUGGGAGUUUAACAGAGUCACCUUACCCUUGGCAACAGAAAGGAUAACUGUACUGCCCACUGGAGUGCUGCAGAUCCAGGGAGUCGAUCAGAGGGACGCUGGCAACUACCGCUGUGUGGCUACUAACAUCGCCAACCGUCGCAAGAGCACAGAGGCUACUCUGACUAUCACUCCAGCUCCCAGUGCCCGGCUCCCCCAGAGACCUCGCAUUGUCGCUGGACCCCAGAACCAGACGGUGUCUCUGCAUCAGAGCGCCAUACUGGAGUGCAUGGCCACAGGUAACCCCAGGCCGCUCAUCUCCUGGAGCCGAGCUGACCACAAGUCCAUUGACGUCUUCAAAACCAAGGUGCUGGGCAGCGGCAACCUCAUGAUUUCCGACGUGAAGGCCCAGCACGCGGGCGUGUACAUCUGCAGGGCCACCACCCCUGGCACCCGCAACUACACCAUCGCUGUGGCCAACCUCACUGUGCAAGCUCCCCCUUCUCUGGUGGAGUGGCCUGAGAGUCUGACCCGUCCUCGUGCGGGCACGGCUCGCUUUGUGUGCCAGGCGGAGGGGGUGCCCACCCCCCACAUCACGUGGCUGAAGAAUGGCGAGCGGGUCCACUCAAAUGGAAGGAUCAAAAUGUACCACAGCAAACUGGUGAUCAAUCAGAUCAUCCCUGAGGAUGAUGCCAUCUACCAGUGCCAGGCAGACAAUGACCUGGGCUCGGUGCUGUCCAUGGCCCGACUCAUCGUGGUCAUGUCCGAGGACCGGCCGAGUGCGCCCAGGAACAUCCGUGCCGACACCGUCUCCAGCUCGGCCAUUCUGCUGGCCUGGGAGAGACCUAUGUACAACUCCGACAAAGUCAUCGCCUACUCAGUGCACUACAUGAAGGCAGAAGGUUUGAAUAAUGAAGAAUACCAAGUUGUCAUUGGCAAUGACACCACUCGCUAUAUUAUUGAUGACCUGGAGCCUGCCAGGAACUACACCUUUUACAUUGUGGCCUACAUGCCCAUGGGAGCCAGCCGCAUGUCGGACCACAUCGUCCAGCACACUCUUGAAGAUGUGCCCCUGCGUGCCCCUGAGCUCAGCCUCACCAGCCGCAGUCCCACCGACAUCCAUGUGUCCUGGCAGCCGCUGGCGCCCAAGCUGAGCCGCGGGCACGUCUCUGCCUACCGGCUGGCCUACCGCACCAGCGCCGACAGCACCAUCACGCAGCUGGAGCUGGCGGGCCACUUCACACAGCACCUGCUGGAAGGCCUGCAGCCCGACACCAUCUACCUCGUACGCAUCUCGGCUGCCACCAAAGUGGGCUGGGGGGAGCAGUCUGCUUGGACAUCCCACCGCACUCCCAAAGCCUCCAGCACCAAAGUGCCCCUGGCCCCAGAGCUGCUGCUGGAGCCUCUCAACUGUACCACCAUUGUGGUCCACUGGAGACUCACCUUGGGCAAUGCUGCUGGCAUCCAAGGCUACCGGCUCUUCUAUCAUGAGGAGACCCAGACAGAGAGACCACCGAUACAGUUGCGUGCCCACGAGAACCACUACACCAUCGGAGGCCUGGACCCCAGAAAGAAGUAUCAUGUCAAGCUCCUGGCUUACAAUUUCAUGGGAGAGGGAUACCAAGCAGACCAGACUAUUAGCACCCCUGGAUGUGUCUCCGUCCGUGAUCGUCUGGUACCCCCACCACCACCCCCUCACCAUUUGUAUGCAAAGACCAACAGCUCAUCCGCUGUGUACCUGCACUGGGGGCGGCCUGCUUUCACUACGGGCCAGAUGGUGAACUACACUGUCCGCUGUAAUCCUGUGGGUUUACAGAACGCCUCACUGGUGCUCUACCUCCAGACAGCUGAACAGAGUCUGCUAGUACAGGACCUGGAACCCAACACCCGCUAUGAGUUUGCAGUUCGUCUCCACAUGGACCAGCUCUUCAGUCCAUGGAGUCCUGUUGUGUACCAGAGCACACUUUCACAAGCCCCCACACAGCCUCCAUCCGGAGUGAAGGUGACGCUGAUUGAGGACAACACAGCCCUGGUGUCCUGGAAGCUGCCAGAUGAUCCCAAUGUAGCCUUGUCGCACUACACCAUCCUCUAUGCGUCCCGCAAGGCCUGGGUGGCUGGCGAAUGGCAGGUGCUCCAAAGAGAAGGGAGCAUCACUAUGGCUUUGCUGGAGAAACUGGAGCCAGGGAACACCUACCUGGUGAAAGUAUCGGCCUCCAACGAGAUGGGUGACGGGCCGUUCUCCAGUGCAGUAGAGCUGGCUGUACAAACCCACAGCUCUUCCUCUGGCCAUGUCCCCAGACACUCACAUGGCUCCUCUCAUGCCACAGCAUUUUCUGAUGGGUUCUACCACCUGGACCAGAAGUCAAUGACUGGCAUCAUCUUAGGAGUCUGUGUAGCACUCACCUGCAUCAUCAUCUGCGCCUUAAUCCUUGUGUGUAGGGGCAAAGACAGGAAAUCCUCCACAACAAAAACUGUGAGGCAAGGUGGUGGCCCGAUUCCAGCUCUCUCUCAUUUGGCUGGAGACAUUCAGGUUGAGAAUGCAGAGGUUAUGGUGCCCAUGAUGAGUGACCAUUUUGUUGACGCCAAGGGUGGAACGAAUUUGAUCAUAAAUAGCUAUGGCCCUGUCAACAGUCCCGAAAAGAAGAAUAAGAAGAAAUGGCUUUUCUUUGAGAAGGAGGAGAAACAGAAAGUCCAGACUCAGUGGAGGACCCAUAGCACAUGUUCCUACCAGCCAGGAACCACUGUCCUAUGCUAUAAGGAGGAGACCCACCAACCCACCUCCCUACAGGUUCUGUUUAGCUCGUCAGGAGACACUGAGGGCUCCCAGAACAGUGAGGGGAGCCAUGAGACUGGUGAUUCGGGCCGCUACUCCCAUGACGAAAUGGAGAUGACCAAUCUGUCAUCAGGACAAGGCAGUCGGCCGUCUUCUCUGCAGGGUGUGGAGAGUGAUGGGUCUGAAGGUGAAUGCGUUCCUGAGGCUCCGUCAUCUGACCUCACUGUGGACAUGGGAGAAGCCACAGGAAGGCCCUGCCAGGAGCAGCAAGAGGUCCCAGUAAUUUCUCAGUCUGCACUUUCCCUGUAGCCAUACCUCUAUCCCUGCCCCCCAUCCCUUAUACCUGCCUUUCCACCUCCCUCCUGUUUCGAUGGACAAUGAGCAGGAAGCCAAAAUCAAGAGGCUGCUUGGAAGACUUGGGCUCUGGCUUCAUAUUUAUGCCAAAGACCUGCGUUUAUUGAAUGUCCCCAUUUUUCCCUUUUUUCUUCCCUUUUUUGUGUAUGUCUAUUUGUGUAAAUCUCACCCACCAUGAAUGUUUCAAAAAGAUUGUCAAAAAAUGGGAAAUAUGACUGUUACAUUUUCUGACAUUAUUUAAGUUUGUCACUGGAGCAAAAGGGAUAAUGGACCUCCCUUAGCUGACGAUCUACCUCAGUUUACCUUGGGUAAACAUCAACUAUGUAUUUAAUGUCUACUUACAUAUGCAGUGGGUAACCCCACUGUCAUAACAAUUGAUACUUCCUGAUAGCAAUAAUUUGCUUCAAUUAGCUUAUAGUUGUCUUCUGUUUUUCUGUGCUUUUUGUUUUGUUUUUUAAAGUAUGGGAUUGUAAGUGCACUGCAUUACCUAUUUUAUUUCUCACAUACAUGCAGUACUAGUGUACUACCGAUUUUUCAGAUGAAUGCUCUCAGGUAUAUGAUAUGUUUGUCCACAUUCUUACGCAUUAUGAAGAAACCCAGGAGUGUGUGGUUUAACUUAUUUGAAGCCCUCACAUUUCAAGAAAUUCCAAAGAUGGGAUAAAUAUUGAAUUAGUUUUUCUAUGUAUCUGGAAGUGCAUUUGCCCUUUCAAUCCCUGUUUUAUACUACCUCGUUUUAAGCAUUUUUUUGUAGUGUAUUUUUUCCUUAACUCAGGGAACAAGGUUUAGUACAUUUGAACAAGCCAUGUGUUUUUAUGAUGUUACAUGGCUGAUUGACAGGGUUUCAUCUUUGAGCUGAACUGCUCAUCAUAGUUGGAGUAGUCGCCAUAGGUCUGUUAUGAAUGUUUGUCUAGAUUCUUGUGCCAGUUACAGUUCAGAGCCUUGUGAUACCCUUCUCACAGGUGGAAAAGCCUUUUCAUUAAGGAAUAUAUGGCUGUACUAUGGCAGGUGUUCAUUGUUUUAUUGCUAUUUUCUUUUUUUUGUGCUUAUGAGAAAUUUUCCUAAUAUAGCAGUGUUGUUAAGCGCAACACAGCUACCCUUAAAAGCGUUUGAAUAGCCUUAACAUGGAUCAAGUUCCUUGAAUCUCAGAGCUAGGAAGCACAGUUUGCUUACCAAAGAAUAUUUUGAGGGAACUCUUUCAUGGGGAUGAAAGAUGAGUGAAGAAUGAAUGUUGUCAAAAAAAUGAGUGGAAUCAGUGAAAUGGAAGUGAAAUUAACACCAAAAAACAUUAUAACAUAUAUAUUUUUUCUUGACUUAUAUGUACUACUGAGUACAUUAUCUAGUUACUUUUGUUCUUGAAAUAGUCCGUACUAUUUUAGAGUAGAAACAUGAGUUUAGCACUUCUCUCAGAAUAGUUUCAGUUUUUAGAUCACUAUGUCUAUGUGCAACGGUGACUUAUGCUAUUGCCCAAAGAAUUGUUUGCUUCUUUAAUUUUUGUCCUACUGGUCUUUAGGAACAUCUCAGGAUAAGGGUUUCCUCAGACUAGACCAAAGAUGGAAUGCAGUGCCCUGUGGAUCAGCAAAGAUGCUGCUUCCUGUACAAUAAAAUGCCUUGCACAUUUGUGCCCCCAUUCUGUGACCAAAUGAGUUGAGAUGCGGGUAAUCUCCCACAAAGUGCUCCUGGGGUGUAGGGUACUUGAUGAUGUAAAGUAAUAAUCGAUUACAAGUGCAAAACAACCAACUAGUCCAGAUUGGUUUCCUCCUAUGAGAUGUUGCAAGUGUGACAGGAUGUGUUUAUAUUAUAGGUGAAAAUUAUAUGCAGAGAUAUGUAUUAUAUUGUAUUUCCUGUCGAACUUCCAACAUUCUUUUCAAUCAGAGGAGACCAGUGGUCAAUGGAAGACCAUGUUUAAAUCAGAGCGACACAAUCACAUUUGUAAAGCAAACUAUAUAAACCAAAGAUUUUAGAGUCACCGUUGCACAUUGGCAAAUAAUCAGGUUAGUCUUUUAUCUUUGCAUGAUAUUUUAUUGUUCUCCCAACAUGUUCCACGGCUGUGAUUCCGUACCCUCUGUAUGCAGUAAAUGGCUAUAGACACACACUACUGAGACACCUCAUAGAUAGUCAUACAUCAUUGUGAUUUUAUGUUAUUGUGACUUGUAAUUUCAGCUAACAGCAGUUUGAGUCUACUCCACUUUUUUUUUUUUACUGUUUUCUCACUGGAGGAGAAACGUUUUUAUACUAGUAAGGGAGACUGAUACCCUCCCUUUGCAGUACUGACUGAAUUUCGCUUUUGCCUAGCUGAAUGUUAGGCAAUGCCCGAAUGCCCGAAAUGUUUAUUAUAAUGUGAAUACCUCUUCAAGUGUUGUAAGUGAAUAUUAAUCGGGAAAGCUGUGCUACAAUUUAAGUUCAUAUUGUAUAUGGAAUUUUUGUUUGUUUUGCUCUUUUAUUGGCAGGUGUGUACCAUUGCAUCAUCUUAGUUUCUGUUGUCUGUGGUCCAACAGUACAUUUUACUUAUACACUGAAAUGGAUAAUGAAUACGUAAACUGUUUGGCGAAUCAAGAUAAUCAGUUAGUUUAAUACAGAGAUUAUUUCAUUCUUCUAUGUUGUGGUGAUGUCUCUGUACUUUCCAAAACACUCAGGCAUGUGUAGUAAUGCAAUUUUAAUGUUGAACAAGACACUUAACUCAGGUACCUCCUCUGCACAGUAGAGAUGUGACCCAGACCUUGUGAGAUUGUUAUGCCCAGUAGAAUUACCAGUGUUACAUGAUGCUCAGAGAAAUCAGUGACACCAAUUACUCGAGCUAUGUGAUUCUGAAUUGUGCUCAUUUUUGUUUGUUUCAUUUUAUUCUUUUCUUAACAUGUGUGACAGAAAGGAUGAAGUUGAAGGCUCUUGUGUGAGUGUUGAUUCUCCACUGCUCUGUUGCCUCUACUGUCACACUGCUAGUGUAAAGGCUGUGCUGGUGUACAUGUGUAAUGGCAAAGCAAAAAUGGGCUAUAGACAAUUUCACUCAGGGGGGCCCAUGAAUGCCUUCUGCUGCCACAUAAAACUUGCACUGGCCUUGAAAAUGAAUGUACUUCUUGUAAUUGUUACUUGUUUUGUUGUUUUUGGUUAUUCACUCUUAAGUUACCAUUAUUAUCAACUGUUUGGAAGGUGUUCCAGUGUGUGUUUUCUGUACAAUGACAGUGUUCAUGCCAAAAUAUUAGCCUAAAAUGUCUAAUAAAAGCCAAAAAUGAUUUGAACCUUAA
This is a messenger RNA of Alosa alosa (allis shad), 6868 nucleotides long. It is a transcript of the gene prtga, whose product is annotated as protogenin homolog a (Gallus gallus). Gene Ontology annotation, molecular function: protein binding. The coding region runs from base 51 to 3584 and encodes 1177 amino acids. Gene Ontology annotation, cellular component: plasma membrane; axon. The transcript is spliced from 19 exons. Gene Ontology annotation, biological process: cell-cell adhesion; axon guidance. NCBI's taxonomy places the organism in Eukaryota, Metazoa, Chordata, Actinopteri, Clupeiformes, Clupeidae. The record is from RefSeq and is a predicted model, not a curated record.